UGCAUUUCUAUUCGAUCCUAUGUGUAGUACGGUUGAAGUGUUGUUAUUAGUGAUACGGUGGGAAUAAUUUUCGGCCUUUUUUUUUUACAAAUGACUCGAUUUAAAUAAAAUUUGUAUUGUGCUUGUGUGAAAAACGAAUAUUUAAGUGAUAUUUUGUGGUAAAAUACCUUAGAGAAAUAAGUGAAGAGCAGUUUUUACAUAUUACUCAAAUUAAAAAAAUACUAAAGUGCUGAAAAAUUGACGGCUGCAGUGGCAACGGUAGCUGCAUCAACGGCUCAAGAAUCGACAGUGCUGGUUGGCAUCGAGGAAAUCAUAGAAGCUCAACCACGACGCGCCGUGACGAAGCCAUCAUAUGGUCGUUUUGCACUGAAUUUGUGGGUAAAAUGUUUCAAUAAAUCCUCAGCUUUGCUUAGUCGCAACGUUGACUCGCCAUAAUAAGUGCAACAUGUCCGCCAUAUUAUAUCCUCAGGAUUCUGAGCAGCAACACCAACAAGCACAUGAGCUCGAACUAGAUAAAAACACAUUGAAAGAAAGUUUGUGCAGCGAUAUUUGCGAGCAGUCAAGUUGCUUCAACGAUGGAUCUGCAGCUAGCCUACAAUUACCGCCAAGUAUUCCAAGUACACCUAGUACUAAUAGACAUAUAAAUAAUUCCUUAAAUAUAACUACUUCCACUUCUGCGCAAUUCGAUAUUGACUGCUGCGACGAUCUCUUGAAUAAAAAAAUGGCAGAUUUAGAGUUGAAUGAAUGUGACGGCAGUCAAUGUGGAGGCGGAAGUGAUAGUGGCCUUGACACAGCGACUACAAAGUCUGCAAUGACUGUGGUAGCUGGCAGUGAUGACAAUAUAAACAGCAACAGUAAUGGCAGUAGCAACGGCACCAAGAGCACUUCAUUGCAACGUGCGUUGAGCAGUAAUAGCGGCGGCUAUGCAAGCAGCUCGGGUGGCCUGGAUGACGCUACUAAUCGAAUGACGACCAUGGCAAUGGAGAGUACUACAGCAAGUCAAAGCGUAUAUAUAUCUGGCAACUCUAGUUUGCUUAGCUGCUGCUCGGAAGCAAUAAGUGCUGAGUUGGCGAUAAGUACCACCAAUAACGGUGCUGUGUCCUCAGCCACCCAAAGCUUUGAGUGUUAUAGUGAAAAUAACAGUGAAAGCUCAUCGAUGCUGGGUAGCAAUACUGUUGCAACAACACCUGUCCACCGUUCGAACAGUGUUAAAAGUAAAGUGCGUGUAUUCGAUACUCGCCGCGGUGGCUUUGCAACACCAGCCUCGCGAAGUAUGCGUGAGCGAGAUUGUACCAGCACACCGAUGACCACAAGCUCGACUUCUACUGGCGGCCAUUUACAAACGGGUAGUGCGGCCACACCGCGUGUCCGCCCUGUUGGUGUGAAACGCACAUCCUCUUUGUCGCGUCACGUACCUGCAACAGCUGCGACAUCAGCGCAGCGUCAAAUUGACAAGCAACAGUUGGCCUAUGGAGCAACCAAUUAUAACAGUAAGACUUUAAUGGAGACACCAAAUUCUUCGUUGCGUUCCCCUGCGGCGCGCGCUACAAAACCGCAAAAGCCAGAUUCCUUGCCUAACACACUCAGCCGUACUCAGUCCAUGAGCAUGCAACGUCUAGUGCAGCGCACACCAUCAUUAAGUAGAGCGCGUACACCCUGUACGCCCUCAGAAGACGGCCGUUGGCCCGGCAAUGCGCGUACCUCUGGUAUUGGGGCUGGUGCGGCCAAGCGGGGCGUAUCUGUGACGCCUGAUUUGAUGUCACUAAAAAUGCGUUCCUCAAAUAUGAUGGCAUCGAUGGAGGUGAGAUCCACGAACUCGAACGCCGCUGCUAACCCGUAUAGCACUCUACCGCGCCGACGCAAACAAAAGUCCGUUGAAGACCUGACGGCGGCUCAUGAGUCGCGUAGCAGUUCAAUAACACGCGAUGUGCGUAUGACUUCGUCAGUAAUGGUCGCCACGCGAAGGAGUCUAGUCAGCGCAUUUGGCACAACGGCACCCAAAAUCAAUCAAACGCGUUCACUCGUACAGGCGCGAAAAUCACCAGCGCAGCCACCCAAGACACGUAUAUAUCAUGAGACCAGCGUUCAGACGGCACUCACUAGCGACGAUCUGGAAAAUUUAUUUGCUGGACGUACCCUAGCGACGCGGGCUAUAGAUGCCGUCGAUCAGCAAGAACAGACAACACAGACUGAUAUGCGCGACGCUGAAUUGGAGCGAUUACGGGACGAAGUGCGUCAAUUAGCGCAGCGUGAGCAUGAUCUUAGCACCAAGCUGCAACAUGAACGUGAAGAGAAGUUAGCUAUGCAGCGUGAAUUACAUUUAAAUACAGAACGUGUAAUGAGUAUGCUGGAAAUGGCGCGAAUAGCAGGUCGUAGAUGUGGCCCUACUGGCGGCAGCGUUAGUGGAAUAAGUCUGGAUGGUGACGCUACUACACCCACGUCCGAUGAAGGUAGCGGAAGUGGGCACGAUAGUCUACUAAUGUUAGAAUCACAAAUACAAAUGAGCGGUCAUGAGCUAAUCGAACGACAACACGAAAUCGGACAGUUGCGUCAGUUAUGCCGCACGUUACAACUUGAAAUGGAACGUUCACUAGUAGCACAGGAAUGUUUGCUACAAGAAAAGGCCGCCAUAGAGCACGAGUCGAGUGAGUUGCAAGACUUUUUGCAGCACGAAAAAUCAGCAUUGUGUGAUGCAUUAAAAGAAUUGGAGAACGAACAUCAAGCUUGUAAGAAACAAAUGGCGGGACGUGAAGAAGAGGUGAAGGUUUUGCGCGACGAGUGUCGCCAUUUAGUUCGGCUUAAUGAACAGCGAAGGCAAGAGAAUCGAAUGCUACAAUCCAAAUAUGCAGCCCUAGAAAAUAAAUCCAAGGAAAUGAUGAUGCAGCAAAACUAUUCGGUUUCAGGCGCCUCUGCUGCAUUGUCGGGCCUACAUUCGCGUUUGGACAGUUUAGUUGAUCAAUUGGUCUCUACUUACAACAUAACCGAACACGACCUGGAGGACAUCGGAUUCCAGCCCGAAGCUCAACAAAUUCACACUAAUGCAUUGGAGACGCGAUCAGCUCAAAAUGUGGACGACUGCCAUGUUCGAUCAUCGUCAAACGCUGCUGCAAAUGGACUGGAAUUGUGCACACAUCCCGAACAAUUUUUGCAACAGCCGAGUGAUGGCUCUUUGUCGCCGCAAAGAAAUCAAUCAUUCAUCGCUGCCGUCAUUAGUGCCAUACGCAAUGCAACUACUCCGUCUAGUAAAAAACUGUUGGCGCGAAAUGGUAAACGCAUUAUUAUCGACAACGCUGGUGAACGUGAACCGAAUGGUCAGAGUUUAAAUAAAAACAACAACAAUACCAACUAUAACAAAUAUAAUGGCGAUGCGCAGAAUGGAGAAGGUGAUGACUCCGAUUCCACUGAAAUGCUCGAUUCGGAAACUGAACCCUGCCUAAUGAUGGAUAACGUGCUCGAAGAUGUGACUAUGCCGGAUUCACAUUCACACAAUAUGGUCUCUUCAUGUACCGGCAUUGUUUCCCAAUUGGAAAUACCAUCGGAACUUGUUAAUCCAGCUUCUGGCGAUGAGUCAUUACAUAACUUGUCGCAGGCUAUAGUAAAUCGACAGCAGAUGGAAUUGCAGAUCAGCACUAUGCAAAGUGUGCAGAAAGCGUCGUUGCAGUUAAAUCAAUGUGAGCAUGAUAAUUCAGACGAAGUUAGCUGCCACGAUUCGGUUGCUGAGAUGCCUUCCCUAAUAGAGUAUUGCACGGCCCAAGCAGUUGUUGAUCAGGUGAUAGAGGUUGAUAGUUUGGUUACAAAGUUGCUCAAAGUCCUACGCCUUAUUCAAAUGGACAACGACAGUUGCAUACAGCAACUUAUUGUUGAUAAAAAUAAGUUACAGGAAAAUAAAGAGGAUAUGCUUGAAAAGUUAAAAGAUCUACAAGAUGUUAAUAUCAAGCUGCAAGACGAGCUAAUGGAUGCCACACAAGAGCUGCUGUUAAAGAACAACGAUCUGUCGAACACGAAAGCGGAAAUGCAGCGACACCGCAACGAAAUCGAUGUAAGAUUUUGAAGUAACGUUAAAAUACUAUCAUCGAUUGAUCAAUGUUUUUUUUCGCAUUAGAAUUGAGUUACUUUUGCACAAGCAUUUAUUUUCGUUGUAGAACUCACCGAAACUGGGAGACUUCUAUUUAUACAUACAUACCUACAUACAUAUUUACAAACUUAGUCGCAUGUACGCUACUAGUAGUUAACGCACUGUCCUUGCUAUACAUUUGUAGUUACUUUGGUCUCAAAUUAAUUUUUAUGAUUCGAGUAUUAAUUUUUCUAAGCGAUAUCCGAAAACGAAACGAUAAAGAAAAUAAAAUUAAAACGAUUUCGACAGACUUAUUAGUAGAAUCUAGGGAAUGACAAUUAUUUUAUGCGUAUUUAUUUGUGCAAGAACAUACAUUUAUACAUUUUUAUAUUGAUUUGCGAGAUGAAUGGAAACAAGAACAAAAUUUUGUAUUACUUUUUUCACUACUGAGCAAACUGACUAUGUUAUUGUGUCUUAAUGCACUAAAACGCUGUACGUGUGUACCAAAUAAUGAUUUACGUAUACAUUUUCUUAUUGCUUGCACUUUACAAAUUGUAUUUUCGCUGUUUGGGAGAUUAAUUGUAAUAUUAUUAUUUCUGUCUCAAUUUUGUUUUGUAUUUAUGUAUUGAACAUUUCUUACGAUUAUGUAUACUUUAUUUAAAAAUUUAAAACAUAAAUAAAAUCAGUGUUAGUGGAAACCACUUUAAGUUA
Messenger RNA from Anastrepha ludens (Mexican fruit fly), 4765 nucleotides. RefSeq lists its product as uncharacterized. The coding region runs from base 446 to 4051 and encodes 1201 amino acids. The transcript has 9 exons. Lineage: Eukaryota; Metazoa; Arthropoda; Insecta; Diptera; Tephritidae. The record is from RefSeq and is a predicted model, not a curated record.